Messenger RNA from Rhinolophus ferrumequinum (greater horseshoe bat), 15644 nucleotides. It is a transcript of the gene HYDIN, whose product is annotated as HYDIN axonemal central pair apparatus protein. Gene Ontology annotation, cellular component: axoneme. The record is from RefSeq and is a predicted model, not a curated record. Bases 101 to 15427 code for a protein of 5108 amino acids. Lineage: Eukaryota; Metazoa; Chordata; Mammalia; Chiroptera; Rhinolophidae. The transcript has 86 exons. Gene Ontology annotation, biological process: axonemal central apparatus assembly; cilium movement.
CAGUUCCUGACCCUGCAGCGCGGGAAGAGAGCCAGCGGCUUGGAGCCGGGUGGGGAUCCCCUUGAACUGCGGCGUCUGUGAGCAAAGGAAAUAACAAAAAAUGACAAGUAGAAGACUUGAGGAAUCCUCGGGGGCUGUUCAGAUGGGAUUAGUCAAAAUGCUUAAAGGAUUCCAAAACAAAGUUUUGCCACCCCUGAUUCCAAAGGUAGUGACAGAAGAAGAAGUAAACCGAAUGCUAACUCCCUCAGAGUUCCUGAAGGAAAUGUCCCUCACCACGGAGCAGAGACUGGCUAAUACACGGUUGAUGUGCCGACCACAGAUCAUCGAGCUUUUAGAUAUGGGGGAAACAACACAUCAAAAGUUUUCAGGAAUCGACAUGGAUCAGGCAUUAUUCCAGCCCUUUCCAUCAGAAAUUGUAUUUCAGAACUACACUCCCUGUGAAGUCUAUGAAGUUCCACUGGUUCUGAGGAACAAUGACAAAAUUCCAAGGUUGGUGAAAGUUGUUGAGGAAAGUUCACCUUACUUUAAAGUAAUCAGCCCCAAAAAUGUUGGCCGCAAAGUAGCUCCAGGAGUGCCAUCCAUAUUCCGAAUCCUCUUUAUUCCAGAGGAGAACAAGGAUUAUGCCCAUAUGGUGACCUGUGUUACGGAGAGAGAGAAGUUUAUCGUACCCAUCAAAGCCAGAGGUGCACGAGCCAUCCUAGAUUUUCCUGACGAGCUGAAUUUUUCCACUUGCCCUGUCAAAUACAGCACUCAGAAAAUUCUGCUGGUACGAAACAUUGGCAAUAAAGAUGCUGUGUUUCACAUCACAACUUGCAAGCCUUUCUCUGUAGAGCCGUCUGUUGGAACUCUUAGUGUGGGAGAGUCCAUGCAACUGGAAGUGGAUUUUGAGCCACAGACUGUGGGAAAUCACAGCCAAAGGCUUAUUGUGUAUUACGACACAGGUGAAAAAGUGUUUGUGUCACUGUAUGGAGCUGCCAUAGAUAUGAAUAUAAGGCUAGACAAGAAUUCUCUGAUUAUCGAGAAAACCUACAUAUCUCUCGCCAAUCAGCGAACUGUAACCAUUUACAACCGCAGUGACAUCAUUGCCCAUUUCCAGUGGAAGAUAUUUGCUGCCCAGGGAGAAGACGACAACGAAAAGUACAGGGUCUGUGAGCAUCUACUCAAAGAGGAAAAGAAUGAGACUGAUGAAUUUCUAGAAGAGUGUGUUACUGAUCCUUCCCUCCGAGAACGGCUUUCCGUUCUCUCCCGCACCUUUGAGAAUCAGAAGAGGCUUAUCCAGGCAACCGGCGUGCUCUUCCUGAAUAACAUUUUCACAAUUGAGCCCCUGGAAGGUGAUGUCUGGCCCAACUCAUCAGCUGAAAUCACUGUGUACUUUAACCCUCCGGAAGCCAAAGUCUACCAACACACUGUUUACUGUGACAUUUCAGGCCGAGAAAUCCGUCUGCCCCUCCGAAUCAAAGGGGAAGGAAUAGGACCGAAGAUUCACUUCAACUUUGAAUUGCUGGAUAUUGGAAAAGUUUUUGUUGGAUCUGUACAUUGUUAUGAGGCAAUACUAUUCAACAAAGGCAGCAUUGAUGCCCUCUUCAACGUGAUCCCUCCAACUUCGGCUUUGGGGGCCUGCUUUGUUUUCAGUCCCAAGGAAGGCAUCAUUGAACCAAGCGGAGUCCAGGCUGUCCAGAUUUCCUUCAGUUCCGCCAUCCUGGGGCACUUCGAAGAAGAGUUCCUGGUCAGUGUCAACGGGUCACCUGAGCCUGUGAAACUGACCAUUAGAGGCUGUGUCAUUGGACCCACCUUCCAUUUUAAUGUUCCUGCUCUGCACUUUGGUGACGUUUCCUUUGGGUUUCCUCAUACCUUGAUAUGUUCCCUCAAUAAUACCUCCUUGGUUCCCAUGACCUUCAAACUGCGUGUCCCUGGGGAUGGCAUUGGCCAUAAAAGCAUUUCAAAUAGUGAGCAGUAUUCAGACAACAAAAGACCACCUUGGAACAAGGAUGAAGUACCCAUAACAAAACCAAAGGAAUUCACCAUCACUCCCGACUGUGGCACCAUUCGCUCCCAAGGAUUUGCUGCUAUCAGGGUGACCUUAUGUUCCAACACUGUGCAGAAGUAUGAGCUGGCUCUGGUGGUGGACGUCGAGGGCAUCGGGGAAGAAGUGCUGGCGCUCCUGAUCACAGCCAGGUGUGUUGUACCUGCCCUCCAUGUGGUUAAUACAAAGAUGGACUUCGGGUACUGCUUCCUGAAGUACCAAUAUAAGAAAACGGUCCAGCUUGUCAACGAUGAUGACCUCCCAGGAUGCUAUGAGGUCCUGCCUCAGGUAAAUGAGGCCUCGCCAGCUGUGUUGCUCUCUAGUCCCAGCCCCUGUGGAAUCAUCUUGCCACACAGCACCGUUCACAUACCUUUGACCUUGGAGACCCAGGUCACUGGGAAGCACAGGUCCACAGUUUACAUCUCGAUCUUCGGGAGCCAGGACCCUCCUCUGGUAUGUCACGUAAGGAGCAUCGGAGGAGGCCCCGUUAUCUACGUACAUCCCAUUCAAGUUGAUUUUGGCACCAUCUGUGUCCUACAGGACUCCUCCAGGAUUCUCAACCUAUCUAACCAGUCCUUCAUCCCCGCAUUAUUUCAGGCACACAUGGUACAUAAAAAGUCCCUUUGGAGAGUUGAACCCAGUGAAGGCGUGGUUCCCCCGGAAACUGAUAUUCAACUGACAGUGACGGCCAACCUGAACGAUACACUGACCUUCAAAGACGUGGUCAUUUUGGAAAUUAAAAAUAGCAACACCUAUCGGAUUCCUGUCCAGGCUUCAGGAAGUGGUUCCACCAUUGUUUCAGAUAAGCCCUUUGCUCCAGAACUCAAUUUGGGAGCGUAUUUUAGCCUGGACACCUGUUACUACUACUUCAAAUUGACCAACAAGGGACGUCGCAUCCAACAGUUAUUCUGGAUGAAUGAAAAUUUCUGCCCCCAGAAGAAGCUGAGCAAGAGAGGCCUAGCUAAGAAGGGACUUGCUAAGGGCCAGUCCGAGCGCCAGGGCUCCCAGGCACCCAGGGAUCCCCACGACCCCGUGUUUCAGCUCUACCCAGUCAGGAUAGAGCUGUACCCAGGCCAGACCAUCGAUGUGACACUCAAAGGCUAUUCUGCUACUCCCAGGAUAGUCACAGAAAAGCUGGUGUGCCACUCCACCAUUGGAGCGCAGAAGGAGAAGAGCUUGGUCAUGACUGUGAACGUCAUCUGUGAGUUUAUAGCACCACUUAUCCAGCUCUCCGCCAAGCAGCUCACGUACCGACUAGAGAAGAAACCUAACGCUAUCUUGGAACCUGAUUCCCAGCCCUUGGUCAUGAAGAAUAUUUCCACGUUGCCCGUGACUGUGUUGCUCUCAACAAGCAGACCCUUUGUCGUCUGUGAGGCUGACAAAUCUCCGCUGCCCUUAACUUCUGAGCCAAUGAAACUGGGGAUUGGUGAAGAAAAAAACCUGCUGGUCAAAUUUGACCCUUCCUACCGAAACGAUUUGAACAACUGGGUGGCAGAAGAAACUCUGGCAAUCAAGUAUGUGGAGCACCCUCAAGUAGACAUCCUGAACCUUCGUGGUGAGGUGCAUUACCCCAACCUCAGCUUUGAGACCAUGGAGCUGGAUUUCGGCUGUAUCCUGAACGAUACUGAGGUGAUCCGCUACAUCACCAUCACCAACUGCAGCCCAUUGGUUGUGAAGUUCCGCUGGUUCUUCCUGGUAGACGACGAGGAAAAUCAGAUAAGAUUUGUGACAUGGCCGAGGAAGCCCCACAGUGCCCUCCUGUCCCAGACGGAGUCCAUCCCAGAAACCUUAGUGUCUGCCAGCUUGCCAGCAGUCCCAGCAGCAGAGUCCCCUGAGAUUGAUCUAAGUGACUUCAUUAAGACUAUCCUUGUGGAUGAAAAAUUGGGUUCCGAAGAAAACGAGCAGGAAAAAGAGCAAGUGCCAAACCUGGUCAUCUCAGAGGGAGUAAAAGUGAACUCUGCUGAAACAGAAAGAAUAGACCCAAACCAGAGCCAGGUGGAGUUUCAGGAAUCCCUAUGGUUAUCUGAACAGGAUGAAAUGCUUUCCAUUGGGAUAGAAGAAGUGUUUGAUAUUUUGCCCCUCUAUGGAGUGCUAAAGCCAAACGGUAGCCUCCAGAUAUCUUUCACCUUCUACGGACACUGUGACAUCGUGGCCCAGGCUAAAGCUCUGUGCGAAGUGGAAGGAGGGCCCACCUACGAGAUAAUCCUGAGGGGACAGGCGUCCCUGAUCAGCUAUUCCUUUGACACCAAGGACAUUAACUCUGGAUUACAGCUGUUUCACCAAGUCACAGAGACUGAAAUCACGCUGAAGAACACUGGGAAAGUCAGCUUUGAGUUCAAGGUUCUCACUGCCCACCAGUUUGCACCAGACAGCCUUGUGCCCGGAGUGCCACUCAUCCUGCCUGUCUCGGGUUUUAUCAGUUCACUUAAAGAGCAGGUGUUGAAGGUUUACUACUUAUCUGGAGUACCUGGAGUCUUUCAAAGGAGUUUCCAGAUACAGAUCGCCCACCUUGACCCAGAAAAUUUCACACUGAGUGGAGAAGGCAUCUUUCCCCGCAUCUGCCUCGACCUCCCCAGGAACCUCAAAGGAAAUGAAAAAUAUGAAACCUUCUUUAAUCAGGCCAAACAAAACCUAGAAAAAGAGUACAACAUAUAUGAAACAUUGGAUCACUUAGAGACAACUGAGGAAAUGCCUGAGGAUAAAUCUUUUGAGUUAAAUGCUCAACUCCAGAUGGAAGUAGAGCGACUUAUAGUCGAAGACUAUGCCCUAGAACAUCAGAAAACAGUUAUGCCCAAUCCCAUGGACGAUGGCAGCCAUCGGAGUCGCCGCAGACUGGCCAAAAUCCACCUGCCGGAGUAUAUCCUGGACUUUGGCUUCAUCAUCCUUGGUGACAUCCGAACCCACAUCAUCAAGAUCACCAACACCAGUCAAUUCCCAGUGUCCUUCCACGCGGAAAAGCGCGUCCUUCACGACACAGGCUUCAGUACCGAGCUAGACCGUGUAAAGAAUCUGCCUUACUGUGAAACGGAAACAUUUGAAGUGAGAUUUGACCCACAAGGGACCAAUCUUUCUGUUGGCCACAAAGAAGUCAUUCUGCCCAUUAAGGUGGUUGGAGGCCCAACAGUUCACAUCUGUCUCCAAGCCACAGUGACCGUUCCCACUAUGGCACUGUCUUGUGAAAAAGUGAACUUUGCUACAAUUCAGUGUGGACAGUGCCUCAUGGAAACCAUUCAGCUUUCCAAUCAUCUCCAAGUCCCUUGUGAAUGGUUUGUCCACAGCCCUAAGCCAUUUAACAAGCUGGAGAAACACAUGCCAAAGUACUUAAGACAGAAGCUACGUGCUGAAUUAAAGCCAAACACACGGAUCUUUGAGGUCCAGCCUAUGUCUGGGGUUUUGCAUCCUGAUGAGAAGUCCAAUGUGCAAGUGAAAUUUAUGCCCAAAGAAGAGAAAUUCUACAGUCAAACCCUGGUAUUCCAGAUUGUGCAGGGUGCUCAGAAGCUUACGCUGCUGGUACAGGGGCAAGGUUUAGAGCCACGCCUGGAAUUUAGUCCUUCAGUUCUGGAGCUGGGGCCACUGCUGCCUUAUGCACCUGGAGACGAGGCCGAGGUGGUGGUGAAGAAUCCCUGCGACUUUCCCAUUGAGUUUUACUCCUUAGAAUUUGACCAGCAGUAUCUCCUAGACGAGAAGAUCUUGCGAAUGCUGAAGGGUUAUGAUUCCUACAACACCCUGCUGCUGCCACCCCGCGUCCCGGGAGAGAAGCUGCCCCCAGAGGUGUAUGAGUACUUUAAGGAGAUUAAACGGUCAAAAGAGGAGCAGAUGAAGAUGAAAUAUCUGGAGACUCUGGCACAGGAAAAUGACGAUGAAGAUGUGUCCUUGUCAGAUCAGGGAACCUCUGCCUUAAUGAAGAAGACCUCACUGAGCCGAGGGACCUCUGUCAUGUGUGACCUGGAAGAGUGGCAGGAGUCCAAGAUCAACCUAGAUGAAGAGGAAGAUGACGAAAGCCUGGAAAAAAUGUUUCAAGCUGACAAGAUACAGAGCACUGACAGCCAUUCCACAGAGGAAGCUGGGGAAGUGGAGAACAACCCCGUGAGCAAGGCGAUUGCUCGCCACCUGGGCAUAGAUAUUUCUGCAGAAGACCAAAUGGCCAAGAACCGGAAAGGCAUUGCCAUUAUCAUCCAUGGGACACCCGUGUCAGGAAAGUCAGCCACGGCGGUCAGCAUUGCCAAGUACUAUAAUGCAGCCUGCUUACACAUCGACUCCAUCGUGCUGGAAGCCAUCAGUGACGGCAGCAGCAUUGCGGGGCUCCGGGCCCGGGAGCUCUGCAUCAGGGCUGCCAUAGAACAGUCCAUGAAGGAAGGAGAGGAGUCUGUCCAGGAGGUCAAUCUGAGCCAAAAUGCCAUGGGACAAGCACGACUGAGCAGUGAGACCCUGGGCAAGGUAACCUCAGAAUCCAUUCUGGCAAUCCCCGAAGUUAAACCUGCAAAGCCUGUGCGUGGGAGCAUGCUGCUCGCCAAGGGCAAGUCAGAGAGCCACAGCUCUGGGUCUCAGAAACAGCAUCACCAGCACUCGUCGGAAACACCCCAGGUUUCGUCCAGCCCUCUCCCCUCGGGGCCCACGCAGCAGCGGCUGAGCACCAGCACCAGUAUCGGAGGUGAGACUGGGCUCCUGAGCUGUGUGCUCCCUGAGGAACUGCUCGUUCAGAUGCUGGCUGAGCGCAUACAGCUGAGUGACUGCUACCAAGGGGUGGUGUUUGACAGCCUCGACACGCUCUUUGCUCGGAACGCAGCUAUUGGCCUCCUGUGCCUGCUGAAGGCCAUCGGCAACCGGGAGCACAUCUACGUUCUCAACAUGGCACAGGAUUACGCAGCCAUGAAGGCCCAGGAGAAAGCCAAAAAGGAGCAAGAAGAGCACAAACGCAGGGAAAUGCUUGAGAAAGAGAAGGAGCGUCUCCAAACUAUGGAUGAGGAAGAAUAUGAGGCCUUGACAGAGGAGGAGAAAAUUGUGUUCGAUAGAGAGGUUCAGCAGGCCCUCCGGGAGAGGAAGAAGAGAGAGAUGGAGAGAUUGGCAAAGGAGAUGCAUGAAAAGAAGCUACAGCAGGAGCUGGAGCGGCAAAAGGAAGAAGAUGAGCAAAAACGGAAGACCAGAAAGACAAAGCAAGCACCAGGAAAGGAGGAACCGUCCCUGAAGAAACCCCAGACAUCAGGCCGGCAGAUCACUACUUUGUCCAAACUAGAUGUCAAGAUGGACACAACAGAAAGAAAAAUCUCUGUGAAGGAGCAGGUAACAGAUGAGAAGGAAGAACUAAGCAAGAAGAGAAGGAACCAAGUGGCAGAUAACAGCAUCCUUGGGUUUCCUGUCGUGCAGGAGCAAGAGGACAGUGAAGGGGACCUCUCAAAGGAUGCUGACAAGACUUUGGUCCAGAAGUUUAAGACCUAUGAGUUGACUUGGAAAGAUAUCCAGAACAUCCUCACAUACUGGGACCGGAAGCAAGGAGUUCAGCUGCCUCCUGCUGGGAUGGAGGACUUGUCCCACGAGCCCGAGGACCAGCGCCAGGUUCCGUCGGGGGGGCGCAGGGGCCGCAAGGACCGGGAGAGGGAACGUGCAGAGAAGGAACGCGCCGAGAAGGAGCGCCUGGAGCGGGAGAAGGCCGAGAGGGAGCGUCUGGAGAAGCUCCGGGCCCUGGAGGAGCAGAGCGAUGGAGGAGAGGGAGACAGAGAGGAGGACCACGAAGGAAAGCGGGAUCUGGGUGUGCCCUUCAUACACAUCCAGACACCUGACGUGGAAGGCUGCAGCUGGAAGCAGGCUCUGGAGAAUGACAGGCUCCCCAAAGCGGAUCAGAUCCUAGACUCCUUGGGUCUCGGUUCGUCUGGACUGCCCAUCCCGCCUCCUGUCUUGUUCUCAGUCAUCUCCUACCCUGUGAAGCGGCAGCCUUUGGCCACGAUGGAAAUCCUGAGGCAUUUUGUGUUUGUAACUCCAUCCCAAGAUCUCUUCCUGCUGGAGGAGAAAAAAGAAGUGGAAUCAGAACCAGAGCUUUCAAACACCUCCGGCUCUAUGAAGGAGGAGCAGGCCGCCUCAUCUAAGGGGAACAAACAGAAACAGAAAGAGAAACCAGAUCAGGCCCGCGAGACUCAGAAGGACAAACGUCGCAUGGCUGUCAACAGGAAGGGCCUUUCCGGGGCAACUUCGCGAACGGUUGACCCGCUGUCAGACCUCGACCAGAACAACUUCUCUGGGCAGAACUUCCAGGAGAAAUUCAUCAGGCUGAAUCAUUUCCGGUGGAUCGUGCCAGCCAACGGUGAGGUGACGUUGCGAGUGCACUUCUCUUCUACUGACCUCGGGAACUUUGACCAGACGUUUAACUUUGAGAUCCUUGGAACUCGCCGUCAGUACCAGCUUUACUGCCGCGGUGUCUGCACUUAUCCAUACAUUUGCCAAGACCCAAAAGUGGUAUUCUCUCAGCGGAAGAUGGACAUGAAGAUAAAUGAAGUCAUCUUUAAGAAGUAUGUUAUGAGCAUGGAGAGGUUUUACUUCGGGCCACUGCUGUGUGGAAAAUCAAGAGAUAAAUACAAGUCAUCCUUGUUCCCGGGCAACACGGAGACACUGACCAUCCUGAACACUUCCCCAAUGGUCGUGGACGUGUUCUUCUCUUUUCAGAACGAUGUCAAAGCAAGCACCUACUUCUUGGAGCCUGUCAACAUGAUUCUAAAACCCAAUGAGAAGCAGACGCUGACCAUAUGGGCCUACCCUACUGCAGUCGGUGUCUUUGAAGACAGCGUUGUCUGCUGCAUCAAGGAGAACCCAGAGCCAGUCAUCUUCAAAUUAAGCUGCCAGGGGGUCCGCCCAGAACUGGAGCUGGACCCCCGGCAAUUACAUUUUGACCGGCUCCUGCUGCACAGAAAAGAAUCCAAGGUAGUUCUUCUCCGCAAUGUCACACCCCUGCCUGUAGCCUGGCGGAUCUCUAGCCUGGAGCACCUGGGCGACGACUUCACCGUGUCCAUGUUACAGGGCUCCAUCCUCCCCAAGGCUGAGUGCAGCCUGCAGGUGCACUUCCAGCCCUCCAGAGCCGUCAACAUCAAGAAGGCAAUUCGGCUGGAGGUGUUAGACGUGGACAAUCUUGUUGGAGUUGUUCAGGUUGAGAACAUCGCCAUCUUUGCAGAGUCCUACGACAUUGCCUUGGACAUCACCUUUCCCAAAGGAGCUGAAGGAGGCCUCGAUUUUGGGAUUGUGAGGGUCAUGGAGGAGGUGAAGCAGCCCCUGCAACUGAAGAACCGUGGGAAAUACGAGAUCAUGUUCAGCUUUUCUGUGGACUCCUUAGGGAUUUCGGUGACUAAUUUAAAUUCUAUGAUCUCAGUCCAGCCGAAGAAGGGCUCAUUGACCACAACAGAAAAGCCCACAAAUGUCCAGGUGUUCUUCCGUGCAAAAAAGGAAGUGAAGGUUGAACACCAACCAGUCCUGCGCUGUCAGAUUAUUGAACCCAAUGUCGCAGAAGGAGGUGAAAUCAUCGCCAGCAUCCCAAUUAAAUUUUCCGUGAAUGCAGUGUUCUCCAAAUACAGCAUCAGCCCACCCUCUGUUAUCAACUUUGGAGCUUUGAUCUGUGGCACUCGUAAGAGUGCCACCUUCACCAUAGAAAAUCACGGUGUUACUGACUUCAAGUAUGGCCUUCACAGGCUGACGGGGGAGAGCCCCAUUAAUCAAAAGAAAGUAAUCAGCAAUAUUCGGCAGGCAAGAUCCCGGGAAAGUGACAGCUUCAGCAAGACUGGCCCUUCCAAAGCAACCAAGUUUUCCGAGUCUGUUCCGAAAGAUGUAAACCUCACUAACCAGGUCCGCUUCACCCAUGGCAUGUUCACCGUGUACCCUGGGUUUGGCUCCGUUCCUUCCGGAGGAAUGCAGACCAUCAAUGUUGACUGCGUGGCUGACCCUGUGGGAAGGUGUGAGGAGUUCAUAGCUAUCGAUAUCUCUGACCGAGACCCAAGAGACCAGCCCGCUGGCAUUCUUUACAGCCUGUUGGCUGAGGCCUGUGUACCAGCCUUCGUGACGGACAACAAUGCUUUGAUAUUUGAGGAGCACCAGGUCUGUCGCAGCAGCCACAUGCACAGCAUCCUGCAGACCAUAGAGAGUGGGGGGCUGUUUGUGGAAGACGAGAACAAGUUCAUCUUCAGGAACGUCCUGGUGGGCCAUCAGGCCAAGGCUCGGUUCAAGAUCAGCAAUGUGGGAAAGAUCGCGUGUGACGUGAGCCUUGCAGUUAAGCCCAUCUCCAACAAGGUUACUGCUCGCAUCAUCGACAUCUUUGAAGUGGAACCCAACAAGAUGUGUGUUGCCAGUCGUUCACACGCCUUUGCCACGGUGGCCUUCACCCCGCAGACCAUGCAGACCUACCAGUGUAUCUUUGAGGCCACCUUGGAUGGCUUGCCCAGCAACCUGACCAAGAACCGAAGCCUCACGUUUGAUAUCAUGGGAGAGGGGAACCUCCCUCGAGUGACCGUUGUGCGGCCAAUUCUCCAAAACCAAUACGGAAACCCCUUGCUCCUCUUUAAGAGGCUUCUUCUUGGUCAUUCAGAGAAACUACCUCUCAUCCUCAAGAACAAUGGCGCAAUCCCCACCCAGCUGCAUGUUGACCUGCAGGACCAACUAGGAGUCUUCUCCCUGAAAGGGAGGCCCACUACCUCCUACAUCUAUAUCAAAGAGGAAAACAAACCCCAUGCAAAAGCAAAGAAAGCUCACACAGCCUCUCUGGUUGUUCCUCCUGGAGUCACAGCAGAAUUUGAUGUUGUUUUCCACUCCCAGAAGGUUGGGAGAAUGACAGGCGUCAUCCACUUGUCAGUGAUCGACAACCAGUACGAGGACACGGUCAUCCACCUGGUGGGAGAGGGCUAUGAGGACGACGUCACUUUGGACAACAUCCACGGGCUGAUGGUUUCCGGCAGCCAGGAGACCUCAGACAUCUCCGAGGCCAUCGAGGAAAACACUAUGGAAGACUUGGUGGCAGCUGCUCUGGUGGACCACAUCCAGUUUGGGGACUGCCACAUUGGAAAUAGCUAUAAAGUGAGCUUCACAAUCACGAACCACAGCCAAGUGAAUGUGCUACGGUUUCAAUGGCCCCUUUUAGCUACAGUUACCUUUUCCCCACAGAUUGGCCACCUUCACCCUGGGUGUGCCAAAGACACAGUGGUGACCAUGAAGUCAGACGUCCCCAUCAAACUGAAGAAGAUGGGGGUCAAGUGCAAGUUCUUCAAGAUCACGUUUCAACUCCCUGCAGACCAGGUUCCCGACUGGGAUGACCGCAUGCGCACAGUCAAGUGGGUGGACGUGCCCAGAAACAUGCCUGGGACUGUGACUAUAAAACGAAAAGUGAUAGAGACGGAUCCUGAGCCUGCUCACUCAGUGCUGGAAGAACACUACCGAGAACUAAUGCUUCAGAUCAGUGCCAAUGUGGAUUUCGCUUCAUACCAGUGCCAGACGAGAGAUGUGCACUUUAAGGAAACGCUCGUUUACCAGACCCGAGUGUUUGAGUUUGAACUGAUUAAUUCAGGCAAUGUGCAGCUGGAAUUCAACUGGAUCUCAGAAGAGGUGGCAAAGGCUGUGAGCUUCGCAAUGCCGGAUAACCAAGGUUUCUCUCAUAAAGACCAGCUUAGCCAGGGCACCCUGCCCACAGGCAGCACUCCGGACAGCGCCGUGGACCACUGGACCGACGCUCCCCCGCUGGCCUUCUCUGUGGAGCCCGCCUCAGGCACUGUGCAAGCCGGGAAGACGCAGAAGAUCAAAGUGAAAUUCUCCCCACUGGAGGUUGGAGACUUCGAGAGCAAUCUUUUCUGCCAGAUUCCCAACCUGCCGCCUGGAGAACAAGGCCCAGUCCUGUCAGUGAAAGGGCGGAGCUUCUUGCCCUUCUGCCAUUUUGACCUGAGAGACUCGGACUACAUCAGUGGUCAUCGGCGCAACCCAGAUCUCCGAGGGCCCGGUGGUGGGGCUCUGGGUCCGGACACGCGGGUGAUUGAGUUCACCAGCGUGGGCAUAGGAGGGAAUAAUCUCCGGACUUUUACAAUCCUGAACCCGACCACUAGCAUCUAUUCCUUCUGCUGGAUCUCUGAAGAAACUGAAAGUCUCCAGAACCCUCCAGCCUUCACAUGCCUUACAAAGAAAGGCUUCAUCCACCCUGAAAAGAAAGCUGAGAUUGUCUUCCAGUUCACGCCUUUCCAUCUGGACAUCACAGAAGCAUUCUGGAGUUUCUUAAUCCCCGAACACAACAUCACAAUCCCUUUCCUGCUGGUAGGCAGAGCCUCUGAACCUCUCAUCAUUCUGAACAAGUCACACCUCAACUUCAGUUGUCUCCUCAUCGGCAGAGAAGCCAGGGAGACCGUGGAGAUCGUCAACAAAGAAGAGCAGGGCUUCCAUUUUGCCUUCCAGGACAACUCCCGAUAUUCUGAAGGUUUCAGUGACAGCCUGGUCGUAUGUCCCAUGGAAGGCUGGCUCCCACCACAGUCCAGGUUACCAAUUGAUAUUUUCUUAACACCAAAGCAAGAAGGAGAUCUGAACUUUAAUUUGAUCUGCAAUGUGAAAAACAAAGCCCACCCUUUGACCUUAAAUAUCAAGGCUGAGGGCUACACUAUGAAUGCAGUGAUCAAGUGCAAAGAUAGGACUGGCGCAAUCACUCUCCUGACUCCCAACCAGACCACCAUGGUCAAUCUCUAUGAGGUGGGGUUGAAUGAAUGUGUCCAGUGUGAAUUCACCUUUAUCAACACUGGAAAGUUCAGCUUUAGCUUCCAUGCAGAGUUAUCUGGCCCCAAAGCCCUGCUGCAUUACUUGGCAUUUUCACCCAUUAAUGGCAGUGUGGACGUGGGACAGAGUGCACCUGCUGCCCUGUCUUUCCAACCACUGAAAAAGUGUGUCUUGAAGGGCCUGGAACUCAGAAUCAAGAUCAGCCAUGGGCCAACAUUUACAUGUAGCAUCUCAGGCUGUGCCGUGAGCCCGGCCAUCCAUUUCUCCUUCACCAGUUACAACUUUGGGACCUGCUUCAUGUACCAAGCUGGGAUGCCCCCAUAUAAACAAACCCUGGUCAUCACCAACAAGGAAGAAAUGCCCGUAAGCAUAGAUUGUUUGUACGCCAAUACCAACUUCCUUGAGGUGAACUUCCGUGUUGAUGUGAUAAAGCCAGGCAAGACACUGGAGAUUCCAAUUACCUUUUACCCUCGAGAAAGCAUCAAUUAUCGAGAACUCAUCCCCUUUGAAAUCAAUGGGCUCUCACAACAAGUAGUUGAAAUCAAAGGGAAAGGCACCGAAAUGAAGAUAGCAGUUCUAGAUCCAGCCAACAGAAUUGUGAAGUUAGGAGCUGUCCUGCCAGGACAGGUUGUGAAAAAAAUGGUUUCCAUCAUAAACAACAGCCACGCGCAGCUCACAUUUAACCAAUCAGUCCUGUUCUCUAAUCCAGAACUCCAGGAACCCAAGGUCAUCACCUUGAUACCCUUCCAAAACAUCACUCUGAAGCCCAAAGAAGCCCGUAAGCUGGAAGUCAUCUUUGCCCCAAAGAAGCGUAUCCCUCCUUUCUCCGAGGAAGUGUUCAUGGAAAGCAUGGGGCUCCUGCGCCCCCUCUUCAUCCUCAGCGGCUGCUGUCAGGCCCUGGAGAUCUCCCUGGACCAGGAGCAUCUGGCCUUCGGGCCAGUCAUAUAUCAGACGCAAGCCACACGUCGUAUCCUCAUGUUGAAUACGGGCGACAUGGGUGCAAGGUUUAAAUGGGAUGUCAGAAAAUUUGAGCCUCAUUUCUCCAUCAGCCCGAAAGAAGGCUAUAUCACUGCAGGCAUGGAGGUUUCUUUCGAAGUGACUUACCGUCCCACCGAGGUGGGCAAGGAGAGUCUCUACAAAAAUUUGCUCUGCUUCAUCCAGGGAGGCAGUCCUCUGAGCCUUACCCUCUCUGGAGUCUGUGUGGGACAACCUGCAGUAAAAGAGGUGGUAAAUUUCACCUGCCAGGUGCGCUCCAAGCACACACAGACCAUCCUGCUUUCAAACCGCACCAACCAGACCUGGAAUCUGCACCCCAUCUUUGAGGGUGAGCACUGGGAGGGGCCCGAGUUCAUCACUCUGGAGCCUCAUCAGCAAAACAAGCCCUACGAGAUUACAUACAGGCCCCGUACCAUGAACGUGGAGAACCGCAAGCAUCAGGGCAGCCUGUUCUUCGCCCUCCCAGAUGGGACUGGCUGGCUGUAUGCACUACAUGGGACUUCCGAGCUCCCCAAAGCUGUGGCCAUUAUCUCCCGCGAGGUGCCAUGUAAGACACCUUACACUGAGCUCCUACCAAUCAACAACUGGCUAAACAAGCCCCAGAGAUUCCGGGUCAUUGUGGAAAUGCUGAAACCAGAGAAGCAAGACCUAACUGUCACCUUAAAGGGCCUUGAUUACAUUGAUGUAUUGUCUGGCUCCAAGAAAGACUACAAGCUGAACUUCUUUUCCCACAAGGAAGGACUAUACAGUGCAAAGGUGAUCUUCCGAAACGAGGCGACCAACGAGUUCUUAUACUACAUGGUGAGUUUCAGGGUCAUCCCUUCAGGUGUCAUCAAAAUCAUCGAGAUGGUGAGCCCCAUCCGGCAGAGUACAUCGGCCUCCAUCAAGGUGGAGAAUCCCCUGCCCUACUCGGUGACCUUCUCUAUGGACUGCAGGGCGCCCGACAUCAGCCUGCCCUCCCAGUUUGUGGUGCCUGCCAACUCUGAGGGCACAUUCUCAUUUGAAUUCCAGCCCCUGCGAGCUGGAGAAACCUAUGGGAGACUCGUUCUGCACAACAGUGAUUUGGGUUACUACCAGUAUGAGCUUAAUUUGAAGGCCAACCCAGCACUGCCUGAAAAGCCUGUCCACUGCCAGGCCGUUCUUGGCAGCGGCCAGAGCGUCUUUGCCAAGAUCAUCAAUUAUACCCGGCAGAAGACAGAAUAUUACUGCAGGACCGACUGUCCAGACUUCCACACCGAAAAGGUCAUUAGCGCCGCCCCGGGGGCGCAGGGAGGCACUGAAGUCAGUGUGGAAAUCUAUUUUGAGCCCAGCCACCUGGGGGAGACCAAGGGCCUCCUGAGCCUGUCAUCACUCACAGGCGGGGAGUAUAGCAUCCCCCUCUUCGGAGUGGCUCUACCUCCCAAGCCACAAGGGCCCUUCAUGAUCCGCGCCGGGUACAACAUAGUCAUCCCCUUCAAGAACGUCUUCUACCAAACAGUCACCUUCUCCUUCAUCGUGGAGAACCCGGCCUUCUCCAUUCGUGCCGUUGACUCCGUGCGGCCCAAGAAGAUCAACAACAUCACGGUCUACUUUGAAGGAAACCCAUCAGGCAGCAAAACACCCAUAACCAGCAAGCUGAUUGUGGCGUGCCCUCCCGGGGAAGGCCGAGAAACAGGGGUUAAAUGGGUUUAUUAUCUGAAGGGGAUCACCGUUUAGUGGGAACCAGGGGCAGCAGCAUCAAGAAAAAGCCAUUUCCUCAGCCUUAAUAUUUAUGUAUUGUUCUAACCUGGCAAAGAAUAAAGAAAAUAGUCAGAAUUCUUAAGACACUGUUUUAGCCUCCUCCUUCAAUUGUAGGGGCACUUAUUUCCAUAUUAUAUGUAUUCCAGAUAUAUGUAUGAAAUAGAUGUGUUCCACAUUAAACAUGGUAACUACA